AUGGCGAAGACCUACGACUACCUGUUCAAGCUGCUGCUCAUCGGCGACUCGGGCGUGGGCAAGACGUGCGCGCUCUUCCGCUUCUCCGAGGACGCCUUCAACGCCACCUUCAUCUCCACCAUCGGCAUCGACUUCAAAAUCAGGACCAUCGAGCUGGAUGGCAAGAGGAUUAAGCUGCAGAUCUGGGACACGGCGGGGCAGGAGCGGUUCCGGACCAUCACCACGGCCUACUACCGCGGAGCCAUGGGCAUUAUGCUUGUCUACGACAUCACCAAUGAAAAAUCUUUUGAAAAUAUUCGGAACUGGGUCAGGAAUAUUGAAGAGCACGCGUCCCCAGAUGUUGAAAAAAUGAUUCUUGGGAAUAAAUGUGAUGCGAAUGACAAAAGGCAAGUGUCGAGGGAGCAAGGGGAGAAGCUUGCUGCAAGUUUUGGAAUUAAGUUUAUGGAGACGAGUGCAAAAGCAAAUAUAAACAUAGAGAAUGCAUUUUUCACUCUUGCAAGAGAUAUCAAAGCAAAAAUGGACAAGAAAUUGGAAGGCAAUAGCCCGCAAGGCAGCAACCAGGGAGUCAAAAUCACACCAGACCAGCAAAGGAAAAGCAGCUUUUUCCGAUGUGUUCUUCUGUGAGGGACACGGCCUUAAUCUGAGCAUCUGCUCAACUGAACUGGACUGUGCCUGUUCUGAGUGAGAUUUCCUCUGUCUGUGGACUUUUCAGCAUACCUUGUCACUCUGUGACUAUCUGAAUAAGAAAUCGUUUAUUUUAGUAAUUGUCUGACUCUUCAAUUUUGGAGACGAAACAAGUUUAUUUUUGUCAGGUUGCCACUGGGCACGUGUAUCGUCUAGCAGAGGGAAUACAGAUCCUGGGUGGCCUGUAAUAGCGCCUUUGCUGACAGGCUUCAAUCUUUUGUUCGUAUCUGUAACGUAUCCCGAUUAGAGAGAAAAAACAAUUAAGUUAUGAUCAAAAUAAGAAACUGAAAUGCCAAUGUUAAUAAAGUAGUGGUACGUGUACGUGCUACAUGUGCAUACCCACGUCGACGGAUGCAUAGAGAAGAAUCGCAUCAAAACAGCAGCACUUGGGCCAGCAGUCCAGGCCUGUACUUUCCUGAAGGCAGGAGGAAGCUUUCUGCAUCUGUGUCCACUUUGUUUUGCUAUUGCAGAGAAAAUCCUUUCUCUGUUACCUUCUCAGUUGCGUUAUUCUAGACAAUCCGCAAGUACAAUUGGAGUAAAAAAGAAAAAAUCCUCCUCGAAGGAACUUCUAUUUUUUUAAAAAGCCAAAGUGUGCUCUAUAAUCUYACAGAUCUGUAUAAUGGGGAAUUACUGUCUUCAUAUUAGAGAUGACCGUGCUUAAUUAAGUCAUCCACACAUUUAGACAUGUUUAACAGGAGAUAAUCUGCUCCCAGGAGAUACCUACACUCUGCUCCCGUGCCAGUGGUUGAGGCUGUGGUUGGAUAUGGAGCUUUCCUCAAAUUGGCACCAUCAGGCGCCAGCUCUUCCUUCUCCAGUUGACAAUGUCACGAGGUCGUGACUGGUUCUAACUUGUGAGGAGAAAAUGUAUUGCACUGCUUCCAGUUGUGUGUGCCCACGCACACUUGCUCACAUAUGCAAAAUAAAUGUUGCACAUACGAACACUUUCUGAAAACAACCUUUUUGGAGUGGCGAUUUGCCUUGCUGCCCUCCGUGAUCGUUUGGAUUUCAGGCAGCAACGAACCUCUUGGUGUGCAUCACUGCAAAUGAUGUUUAGUCCUCAGUGAAAAUACUCUGUAUUUAUUCUUCUAAACACAGUCUACUACAUUCCAAUGUAUAAAAUAAAAAAGCCUAGUGAGGCUCCUGGGUAGCUGGUUGCUCUCAGUUCAGCGGCUGUAAGCCUAACACUAAUUAGACUGAUAGAAGGAGCCAGUAAGAGCCAUCUGCUAAGAAGUGUGGUGUCAAGUAAUUGAAGUAAUGGUGUAUUUAAUCCAAACG
This is a messenger RNA of Nothoprocta perdicaria, 1959 nucleotides long. RefSeq names its product RAB8A, member RAS oncogene family (gene RAB8A). Lineage: Eukaryota; Metazoa; Chordata; Aves; Tinamiformes; Tinamidae. Gene Ontology annotation, molecular function: GTPase activity; GTP binding. Bases 1 to 624 code for a protein of 207 amino acids. Gene Ontology annotation, biological process: neurotransmitter receptor transport to postsynaptic membrane; Golgi vesicle fusion to target membrane; regulation of exocytosis. The record is from RefSeq and is a predicted model, not a curated record. Gene Ontology annotation, cellular component: trans-Golgi network transport vesicle; plasma membrane; dendritic spine. The transcript has 8 exons.